CGUUGAGGAGGCACAUACACAUGCAGGAAGCUGUGAUCGGGUUUACGAUCUGUCGAGCCACAGGGUCGUCCUUUGAGCAUCCCGUGGGAAACCUCGCCGCCUACACGCGGAAAACGUACUGGGCGUCGUUCGCCAAACCCGUCGAAGUCUUGGUCGCCCGAUUAGAUACCAAAGCACUCGUGGGAGAAAUCCUGAUACUCAACAAGAGCGCACAGACCGUCGACAUCAGUUUGGCAGUGGACGACAAGCGGAGCGAGUACAUCACAGUCAAAACUGACGUCAGGUUGCCAUUGAAUCGCGAGUUUCGCAUCAAGCUCGGGUACUUUCCAGCUUGCUUCGUCCGGCUCUCCUUUAAGCGACAACACAACGCGUCGUCUGUUGGGGUGUAUGCUAUUCAGCCUCGGGGGAUUUCUUGCGGGUACCUCGAACAAGAUGGCGGGCCGUCGCUGUUCAAUGUCAUUAGCCACACCACCGAGGGUAUAUUAUUUGGGCCUUCAUUGCCAGCCAGUUUACCUGAGCGAGACUGCCUCAGUGAUACUACCUCGGGGUAUAUAUUGGUUUCGCACAUGUCCAUCAUUCAAUGUGUUCGCAGGUCUCGCGCAUGGAUGAAGCGCCAUGAAAGCCUCCAGGACAUGCAUAUGGCACGCCUGGAAGACUCGAUCAGAUUGUUUCGAGUUAACCACCGACGAACGACAUCGUAUCUAUAAACAUUGUUCAUAUGUAUCAUAAACAAAUAUACUAUUUCGCUGUGCAC
This is a messenger RNA of Aphanomyces astaci, 754 nucleotides long. RefSeq lists its product as hypothetical. Lineage: Eukaryota; Oomycota; Saprolegniomycetes; Saprolegniales; Verrucalvaceae. The coding region runs from base 21 to 707 and encodes 228 amino acids. The record is from RefSeq and is a predicted model, not a curated record. The transcript has 6 exons.